UUUUUGUAUAUGUUAUUAUACCUAUUUUGUUAGUUAUUAUAUAAAAAAAUCUGACAUUGUUGUACAAUGUUGCGUGUGAUAAUUUAUAUUUGCUAACUUUGUCGCAUACCAAGCGCAUUCGAUCAUUUUUUGAGGAACUUUCGUUUGCUCAAAGUCAGGUAAACUGACCUCCGAUUUAUAUGAACGCUAUUUAAAACCAGUUGUAAAACCGUACGUUGGAAGCAACGCCUUCUUGAUGAUUGAGACUCUUGGGGAGGUCAGAAAAAUAUUCACAUGUAUAAUGAAAUUUUUGUGAAUGACGAAAACAAACCAACAUGUAAUUUACAAAUAAUACCGCCGACAUGCACUCCGAUUUGUCAACCCUGCGACGUCUAUUUUUAUCGACAAGUAAAAAUUAUUAUCAAACGCAUUCAAAACUGUCCGGAUAUUAUGGUUAGCGAAGAAAGAAGAGAAUUGAAUACGCAAUAUGACGCUAUACGGAUUCAAUCACUGACUCAUUAUUUAUUAUGUGCUCCGCAAUUUGAAAAAAUGAUCGAAUUCGCUUGGUAUGCAUCAAAAUUAACAAAUGAACGCGACAUAUUUUAUAACGUUAAUUAGUUAUGUUUUCCACCCAAUGUACAUAACAAUAAAUGUAAAUGCAACAUGCGGCUUUCAUUUAUAAAAUAUUCAUGGUGUGUGAAUCAUUUAUGUUUUCUAUGCUUCUAUAUCAAGCGACGCGGUAGCGUCGCGACGCCAAGUACAUAAAAAAUAAAUAGCCGCAUGAGAAAUAGCCGCUUGAUACAGCACUGGCGUGACAUCGUCGAGGCGCUACCAAGUAGCUUAUUCGGAAUUUACAUCAUUUGACAGAUUUCUUAACCUGAAAAGUGAUCAACUUUAACGAUUAAUAUCCCGCUUUGUGGGGCAGAGCGACGCUUUUUUCUACCAGAUUCUUUCGUUUCGUGUAAAUCGUCUCGAAAGAGCUUAAUGAGGCCGCUAAACUGAAUAUAGGGGAGACCGGGGCUCGUUGGCACAAGAGGCAAGUUGGCAUUGCGUUCAAUUAAUGUAUUUGUGGCAAAAAAACUAUAAGAAAGUUACUUCAAAAUAACUCUUUCAUAACGUAGAUACUUUUCUCAAAGUUUCAUUUAAAUAAAAAAAGUAUUAUAAUAAAAACAAGGAACAUUCUGAUUCAAGAGCAGCCAAGUAAAUUUUUGAGCAUUUAAAACUUUCGUAUUAAUAUUCUUUAGCUUGAGAGAAUAAAUCUAAGUAUCGCAUUAUUAGUUAAAAGAAAUGUUUCUGUUACUGUUAGCACAUGUUAUUUUGAAUAAUGACAAUAAUUAUUUAUAAUAAAAUGAUUUAAAUCAAAUGUGUGUAGAGCUGGGGUACGUUGGCUCAAAUUUUAUGAGGUAUGUUGGCUCAUAGCAUUAACAUAGCAUUAGGUUAGGUACGUUUAUGUAUUGUUGCUGUGUGAGAAGUGAGAACAUACCUACGAUCCUACGAUUGCUAUAGUAUUUAGAAGUGAUACAUAAAAGUGAUACAUAGAAGAUUAAUUGUAAGUAACUUUAUAUAUGUAUAAUAUGAGACUGCUAAAACAAUUCUAUGCGUGUAUAUAAUAAUGUAACCUCAAAUCUAAUUGUAAUUAUUGUAAUUAUCGACGCAUAGCCAACUUAUACCGUGAUGUAUGUCAAUUUACCCCACUAUCGGGGCAAGCUGGCUACAAUGCAAUACGUUCGUAUCUCAUUCAUUACAAAAAAACUAUGCAGUAUACAGGAUCGUUUCUGGCAUGGAAAUGUAGAGAAAGGUUUGCUCUAUCAUAUUAGUACAAUUUCAUUAUUAUAAUUAGUUGUUUAAAGAGUCGAAUGACGAAAUUAUAAAAAUGGUGCCAACGAGCCCCGGUCUUCCCUACUUACCGGAUUACAGUACGUAACUCUCACGAGACGAGGGUUCGAGACCCACUGAUCAGGGCCAACAAGCUCAAAUGACGAUCAAGAGUUUUCAGUUAUGCUCCCCCGCCUCUACCAGAUGUCGCCAGAGAAGGAUGGAAAAAGAAGUUUAUUCUCUUAUGCGAUAAAGAUUCUAUGCUGUAAGCAGUCCUUUAAUGACAAAAGCUGAUAAGCAGGCAAUAAUAAUCUUAAUCUUUUACAAAAUGAGCCAUAAGAAGUGUUCCAUUUAUGACUGUUCUUCAAAAAAUAAACGCAUGUUCGCGUUUCCUAAUCCUGAGAAGGAUGAAGAACGAUAUAAAAAAUGGAUAAUGGCCUGUGGCAAUCCCAUAUUAAAAGACGUACCACAUAAUAAAAUAGUAAAAAGGACAAUCUGCGAAGACCAUUUUGAAGAUAAAUAUAAAUUAAAGAAAAAAUUGAGUUAUUGCGCAGUACUAACAUUAUUUUUACCAAGAUGCAUUUAUGAAGAUACAUCUAAUGAUAGUAAUACUACAAUGAUAGCAAUACAACAAGACUAUAAUGAUAACAAUACUAUAAAACUACAAGAUGAUACAUAUGCUAUUGCAAGUACGUCAAAAGAUGAUACGACAUACGAAGAUAGGACAGGAUGUAACAGUAGGAAUGAAACAAGAAAUAAUGUGCACGAGAAAAGAAGGGAGGAAAAUAAUUAUAAUAAAAUAAGAGAGAUAGGUUAGUCAAUUAUGUUAUGUAUAUUUGAAAUAUAUAGUAUAUGUGUAUAUAUGUAUACAUAUGCACAUAUUGUAUAUAUCAUAUAUACAUAUACAGCCAUAUAUAUACAGUAGGGUGCAGUGAAUCCCUGGAAUAAUAAUAGAAAACGUAUUGACAUGACUUGCCUGGGUGGGUCGAUAAUUAUUAACGCGCGCGGAUCAUAAAAAUAUUUAAACAAAAGAAAUAUUAGAAGUAGCCUUUUCUUUCAAACAUGCGCACACAUACACACACACACGCACACACAUAUAUAUAACUAUAUCAAAGGGUUAAAACAUACAUAUAUAUACAUAUGUUUGAAUAUUUUGAUGCACCACGCAUGUUGAUCAUUAUUGACUCAAGUUAUAGGUAAAUUAUGUCGUAGGGCUUCAUUAUUACCAAGCAAUGCUUGACUGCAGCCUAUUGUACAUACGUAUAUAUAGAUAUACAUAUGUACAUGUAUGUACAUCUAUAUAUUAUAAGAAAAAGAUGAAAUCAAACAUGCAGUCUAGCGUAUUAUAUAU
Messenger RNA from Ooceraea biroi (clonal raider ant), 3145 nucleotides. RefSeq lists its product as uncharacterized. The record is from RefSeq and is a predicted model, not a curated record. Lineage: Eukaryota; Metazoa; Arthropoda; Insecta; Hymenoptera; Formicidae.